This is a messenger RNA of Crotalus tigris (Tiger rattlesnake), 800 nucleotides long. Its product is annotated as FYN-binding protein 1-like. Bases 102 to 800 code for a protein of 232 amino acids. The record is from RefSeq and is a predicted model, not a curated record. NCBI's taxonomy places the organism in Eukaryota, Metazoa, Chordata, Lepidosauria, Squamata, Viperidae. The transcript has 4 exons.
AGAUAGAUAGAUAGAUAGAUAGAUCUUAACCUAUUGGGGUAGGACAUGAUGGGACAUGAAAGGUCAGUUUAAUACUUAGAGCCUAGUAUCAGAUUAAACGAAUGCUUUUCUUUCAGGAUUGUGUGAGGUGGCUUCCCAAAUCUCCUAAACUACACGGGAGCCAUAACUGGAAUUCUCAGGGCUCUCACUGGGCUUCCCUCAAGGGAAAAGAAAACAUCCAGGGAUUGAAACUCUACAAAUUCAGCUCAGUCAAUGAAAACCGGAAGGAAGGCCGAAUCAGUCCUGAGCAAGAAGCUGAAGGAUUGGAAGAUCCAGAUGAAGAUGAACCAAUAUCUAAAUUUUCUGGGAGCCUCUUUGCUUCGAGUGAGAGCAUUAGAAGUCAGAGAAAUGCAAGUACUCCACAAGAGAAGCAGAAGAUUGCAACAAAACCCAAACGCUGCCCAGCCACCAACCAUAAGCAGCAAGUUACAAACCACAUUGCACCUGAGGGCAAAAAGGUCUCCAAGCAAAACAAGGGCCGAACCCCAGGCAGCUCGGAGGCCACCCAGCCACUCCUGAAGGAUGUCCUUAUUUCUGAGCCCAACACACAUGAAUCUGGUCCUGCUGAGAUACCAUCGAAAAGUGUCCCAAUAAACCAUGUCAAAACAAUACCUCGAAUCAUCUUAACGCACCCUUCUACUUCAGAUGAAGAUCCGGACCAGAUCACCCAGGAUCUCGAUGACUCUGGGCCAGAGGAGCUGAAGAACACAGAAGGCCAUAUUUAUUCAGACUGUUUAAAUCACGCUUUCUAUCCUUCUUAA